Naegleria fowleri is the source of this 3264-nucleotide messenger RNA. RefSeq lists its product as uncharacterized. The transcript has a single exon. Gene Ontology annotation, biological process: peptidyl-serine phosphorylation; positive regulation of DNA-templated transcription; peptidyl-threonine phosphorylation. The coding region runs from base 1 to 3264 and encodes 1087 amino acids. Lineage: Eukaryota; Heterolobosea; Eutetramitea; Acrasida; Naegleriidae. Gene Ontology annotation, molecular function: transcription coactivator activity; ATP binding; protein serine/threonine kinase activity. The record is from RefSeq and is a predicted model, not a curated record. Gene Ontology annotation, cellular component: nucleus.
AUGGCAAGAACAUCAUCACCUUCCUUUUCAUUACUUCCUCCAUCUUCAUUGUUGUACCCACCACCUCCAUCUUCAACACAUGUUCCAUACACAACAUCAAUCAACCCAUCGUUAGCUCAUUCCGUUAUGAAUUUCCAUACCAACAACAAUUCUUCAUCAUCGGGCAACAAUGGUCUUGUUGGUGUUUCAGCAUUGUCUUCCGUACCAAAUUACAACAAUGAUUCAGCUGGUGGUUAUUCUUCCUCUUCCUACCACUACAACUAUCCCGUCAAUACAACAUCGUCGCUGGCCAAUCAUCAUCAUCACUCUUCAUCCAUGAACGGGUAUCCUCUCUCUACUCCUUCACUAUCAUCUUCUCUACUUUCUGGACAGCAGUUUCAUAUGAAUGACAUGAUGAUAAUGUCCCCUAACCAACCAUCUAUUCCACCACCAACGACGACUCACAAACAACCCUAUGGCCAGCAACAACACCCGUCGACGAGAACUAAUACAUUCCAAUCCAAUAUCAAGAACAAUGGAGAUGGUCAUACGAAUCAUCUUCCUCUCAGCUGUACAUUGCCUACAAAUUCUUCUCAAUCCAUGAACACGUCGUUUUACUCGAAUAUUGGAAAUUCAGUAGUAGUUACUGAAGGAAAAGACACCAACCCAAACUACUCUUCCGAUAACCGAAAUAAUAUCUCACUUCUUUCCUCUUAUAAUAGAAAUCAAGAAAGUGUGAUGGCUCCAAAUUAUUAUUUAUUUUCUGACCAUGGACCAAGAAAUUUAGAUGAUCCCAUCACUCCUAAUUAUUAUCAAUCAAACAUUAAUAAUUUUCAACCAACGAAUCAUCACCUCCCGAUGAACACAAGUUUAUUUCAACAGAAUAAUCAGAUAGAACGUCCUGGUUUUUACAAUCAACAACCAAAUAUUUCGUCAAACAAUAAUGCAUCUUCAUUAAUGAACCAUUCAUUCAAAGGAAAUUCAACCCACAACAUUCCAUUCAACAACAUCAAUUAUAAUUCAUCAAGCUCCUUUGACCCUCAAAACUCUUCCAAAUUAUACCCCCAAAAAUCAAGUCAUAGCACGGAUGCAAAUUCAACUCACAACAACUCUUCCAAAAAUAGACCAAUACUUAGACCCAAGGUCAUUAAUCAAAGAACAGAUCCUCAAUAUUUGCAAAUGUUAAAAAUUCCUACUUCAGUUGUUAUUGACAAUUCUGUUUCUGACUCGAGAAAAAACACUGCUGUGAUUAAGUUAUCAGUUAAUGUUUUAAAGACGUACAAACAUAUUAAUGAUGUAUAUUAUUUGAAAAAGGAGGAAGAGAGAAGAUUAAAACAAUUGAAGAAUGGGAAAACACAUAGCUCCAAACAUAAGAAAAUUAGUAGCUCUAAAACAAGUUUACCAUAUGUUAGUGAAGCUGCGAACGUUGAUUUACACCGACAAAAUACUAACAAUCCUAAUUUCAAUAAUGUUACGUUUCCCUAUAGGCCAACCAUUCAGCCAUAUCCUGAGGAGGAUACCUCAAAUUUGAACAAUCCAAAUUGUUCUCAGAAACAAUCAGAAAUAUCUCGACAACAACCUCAUACUUCAUUUUUAUCCUAUAGUUCAUUUGGAAACAAUCAAUUGUAUAAUUACUAUACUGCUAUGAAAAACAAUUACAUGGAUCCUACGACUAUUGCUGCUGCUAACAUGACGCAGUAUAACUCAUCAACAGUAAUGACGAGUAACCCACAGAACGUAAUGACAUCACAAACCCUACCUUCUUUUACCGAACAACAUACCAUUCAACAACAACAACAACAACACAAUUCAUACAAGACUGUAAAUGAUACUAUGGCUCCCACUUCUUCUGUAUCAUCUUUCUAUCAACAACAACAACAACAAGCUCAACAAAAUGUUAACCAACCAAUGACAGGAGUAGAUGACUCACAAGGCAAUUAUAUUGUACAGAUUAAUGAGUUGAUCAACAACAGAUUUUUAGUUGAGGAAGUUAUGGGAAAGGGAUCUUUUGGAGUUGUUGUCAAGGCAUUCGACAUACCCAACAAUGAGCACGUGGCUGUAAAAAUUAUCAAAAACAAACCACAGUUUCAUACACAGGCUCACAUUGAAAUUCAGCUUCUCAAAGAUUUAAACACAAAAGAUGCAAAUGGAAAGAAUAAUAUUGUGAGGAUGAAAGAAUAUUUUCAAUGGAAGAAUCAUUUGUGCAUUGUCUUUGAAUUACUCUCGAUGAACUUGUAUGAUCUUCUAAAGGCAAGCAAUUUUACUGGACUCUCAUUGUUUCGAAUUUGUAAAUUUGGAAAAGAAUUACUUCGUACCUUGAGUUUUUUAUCACUUCCAGAGGUACAAGUCAUUCAUUGCGACUUGAAACCUGAAAAUAUUUUACUCAAGAAUCCAAAAAAGAGUAGCAUCAAAGUCAUUGAUUUCGGUAGCUCUUGCUAUGUUAACAAUAAGAUGUACAAGUACAUUCAAAGCAGAUUUUAUAGAUCUCCAGAGGUGAUAUUGGGACUUCCAUAUGGAACAGAAAUUGAUAUGUGGAGUUUUGGAUGCAUUCUUGUUGAGUUGCAUACAGGUAAUCCUCUAUUUGAUGGAAAGAACGAAACAGACCAAAUUUACAAAAUUAUUCAAGUGAUUGGAAUGCCACCAAGACACAUGAUUGAACAAUCUCCAAAAAAAGACAAGUUUUUCAAAUUGAAUACUCUCACUCAUCAAUACGAACCAUUAGAUUCCUCAGUAAUACCGAACUCUGUUUCUCUUUAUAAUAUUAUCAUGAAUGUUCCUCCCAAAAGACACAUCUCUCCAUAUUCAUUUACUUUUGAAGUUCCUAUGAAUUUUAUGAAAUUGUACAUGUUGGUGAACAAAAUUCUCCAAUACGAUCCACACAUUAGACUGAAGCCACAGUAUGCAAUUCAAGAGGAUUUUUUCAAAAUUAGUGACAUUGCUCAUCAAGCGGUGUUGGAAUCACCUGCAUUUAUACACAAUGGAACGACCAGUCCUUAUCUAUAUUCAAAUAUCACUACCGCUGCUGUCAAUACCACCCUAUUGUCCAAUUCUCAGAGCAUGGUGCAACCUGUUUCGAAACAGAUCAUGACUGGUGGUGGUAGCAGCACGAAUUAUAACGUUCCUCCUAUGAAUUCGUUGCGAACUUCAACGUACAAUGGUCCAACAACCACUCAACUUGCAUCUCAAAUGUAUGGCAUUAAUAAUUAUUCUCUGGGGUAUUCCAAUCCAUUAGGCCAUAAUAAUACAGCCAAUGAUCAGACAUCUCAACACACUUUCAACCUGUAA